GUUCAUUUCGUCGUCCCAUUGGAUGAUGGAGCACACAUUCUGGAUUCGGGGUGGAGCAGCUCGAGUAGCCAAAAGGGAGGAAAAAUGUGAGGAGUAAAAGAAAAAAAAGUUUCUUGCUGUGUAGACCAAUGCUUCGCCAGCCUUCUUAGUUUCCCCAAUGCUCGCUGCAGCAGUGCGCGCUCUCUCCAGUUUACCGUGGCGAACUGUGUCUUCAAAAAGGGACUUCUAGGCCACAAAGAAACAAGAUUGAACUGUUGGAAAGUCGGAGCACACGCAGACGCUGUGACAUUUUCUGCGGGGUAUUAGUUUGGAGAGGUUUUACGCAUUGCGCAGGAUGCAGGCGCGCUAUUCCGUCUCCAGUCCCAACUCUUUGGGAGUCGUUCCCUACAUCAGCAGCGAGCAGAGCUACUACCGGGCCAGUGGUGGAUACACUGGAAUGCCUGCGCCUAUGAGCAUGUACCCACAUGCGGCCCACGAGCAAUACCCGGCCAGCAUGGCCCGGGCGUACGGACCGUACGCCCCCCAGCACCAACCGAAGGACAUGGUCAAACCUCCCUACAGUUACAUCGCUCUCAUCACCAUGGCGAUCCAGAAUUCACCGGAGAAAAAGAUAACCCUGAACGGGAUUUAUCAGUUCAUCAUGGAGAGGUUCCCCUUCUACCGGGACAACAAGCAGGGCUGGCAGAACAGUAUACGGCACAAUCUCUCCCUCAACGAGUGCUUUGUCAAAGUGCCCCGGGACGAUAAGAAACCCGGUAAGGGGAGCUACUGGACCCUGGACCCGGACUCUUACAAUAUGUUUGAGAACGGCAGCUUUCUACGGCGCCGCAGGAGGUUCAAAAAGAAGGACGUGCAGAGGGAUAAAGAAGACCGGGAGAGGCAAAGCAAGGACCCCUCUGUCCGCCCCACGGGCCGAGAACAGGACGCAGCGGUGCAAGGCUCUCAACCGGUGCGGAUCCAGGAUAUUAAGACGGAGAACGGAACCACAACGCCGCCUCAGGCCACAUCUCCGACUCUGGGCGCCGUGCCCAAGAUUGAGAGCCCUGAUAGCAGCAGCAUGUCAACAGGCAGCCCUCACAGCGUCCCCUCCACCAGGUCACUCAGCAUGGAAGGAGCCGAACACCACCACAGCCAGGCCCCGGCGCAGGGCUUCAGCGUGGAUAACAUCAUGACCUCCUUGCGGGGGUCUCCGCAGGGAGAGCUCUCCCCACCUCUCAUCGCCUCGUCUCGGACAGGUAUCACCCCGUCACUCUCGCUCAACUACUCCCCGAACCAAACAUCCGCCUACAGCUCAACAACCUGCAACCAGAGCGCCAUCUCCACGAGCCCCAACGCGACUUAUCACUGCAACAUGCAAGCAAUGAGCCUGUACGCUGGGGACAGAUCGUCUGGAGGCCACCUGGCGCCGUCCACCACGGUGGAGGAGGCUCUGCCCGACUAUUGCAUCACCACAACCACCGCGUCCCCGCUUGGGCACGGAAACCUAAACCAGGCAGGCCAGGACAGUCACCACGCGCACCAGGGUAGGCUCGCUUCCUGGUACGGGGACCUGAGCCACCUGAGCCCGGGUUACCCAGCGCAGCAGCAGAACUUCCACUCUGUGCGGGAGAUGUUUGAGUCUCAGCGGAUCGGGUUGAACGGCUCCCCGGUUAACAGUAAUAAUAGCUGUCAGAUGGCGUUCCCGUCCGGCCAGUCCAUCUACCGCACCUCAGGAGCGUUUGUUUAUGACUGCAGCAAGUUCUAAAACCAAAAGCGUCUUUUAAAUUAAUAACUCUAAUAUAUACUUUCUAUAUUUUUUGUACUUUUGGUCUUUCUUUCAAAACUCCAAAUGGACAUGAUAUUCUGAGGGUUUUUCUCGAGAGCUGUGUAACACCAAAACACGUAAGUUUCUUUCCCUCUCACUUUGAGAAUUGUUUAUAAAAUGGCUCAAAUACCAGCUUUUUAUGACUAAACUGUAAAUUAUAGCCUAAUAUAGUAAUUUAUUUUUAGGAAAGGGGAGUGGUUAGAUAUUGAGGACCAAACACUUAGACGUUUUCCAGUUUUCUCGCUGUUGCCUUUAAUUUGCUCAGUUCUUGUAUAGAAAUAGAGGAGGGAGGGAGGGAGAGGGGAGGGGGGGACUUUGUAGCCAUACUGACCUAUUUUAUUCAUUCUGUGUUGUUUGUUUAAAAAACUAUUUUGAAGGCAUUACAGUUUGUUUUGUUUAAUAAAGUGCCGUCUAUUUGAUUUUAAUUGGAGUGAUUUAUUAGUAUUGGUAACCCUCGAAUGGAGCUGGUUUAAAAACGAGAAGCCGAUAGUGUAAAACAAGAUCACAGCUUAAAAUAAGGAUGAUUUGAAAUGAUUUAUAACAUCCCAUAAAUUCAGACUAAAUAUCCGAAGUUUUUUGGCCAAAGAAAAUAAACUUUUUUUCAGGAAAAAGUGCAAUGAGCGCGGACAGUGUUGCAAAUGCGCAAAGAGGACUUCUUUUAGAGAAUACACAUUAUUUGGAUUUUGUUUCAAAAUUUGAGUGAAAACGUAUAUAAUAAUGCAAUUAAUGUGCCUGCGUAUUUGCUCCAAGAGGGAAUAUUUUUUUUAAACCUUUUAGGCUGCGGCCUCCAGAGAUGCAACUUCUUUUCCCUUUUUAAAGCUCUUUUUCUUUUCCUUUGUUUUUACCCUUCGGUCUCACCUGCACAUGGUAUAUUUUCAGUUUUGAUUGUAAAUAACCUGACAGUAAAUAAACUCACGCGUGGCAGCA
Messenger RNA from Melanotaenia boesemani (Boeseman's rainbowfish), 2731 nucleotides. Its product is annotated as forkhead box C1-A-like. Gene Ontology annotation, molecular function: RNA polymerase II cis-regulatory region sequence-specific DNA binding; DNA-binding transcription factor activity, RNA polymerase II-specific. The coding region runs from base 335 to 1744 and encodes 469 amino acids. Lineage: Eukaryota; Metazoa; Chordata; Actinopteri; Atheriniformes; Melanotaeniidae. Gene Ontology annotation, biological process: regulation of transcription by RNA polymerase II; cell differentiation; anatomical structure morphogenesis. The record is from RefSeq and is a predicted model, not a curated record. The transcript has a single exon.